CUUCCCUCGGAGUCCUCGUCGCCCAGUCAGUGUGAGGAAAAGAUCGAAAGGACAUUGGCGCGAGUUAAUUAGCGUGACAAACCGUCUAAGCCACUAAUGACAGUAUUCCCGCUUCAACACUCGCAGACAACUCCCUCUUCCAAAAACUGUGAAUUUGGCAGAAGAUUAGAAUAGAUAUAGAGGAAAUCAUAAGUGGGGCUGUCGCUGCUGCGGUCAUUCUUCCUUCGAUACCUGGCCAUACCCUUUCUCUACUUCCGAGCACGCCGGCCGCACGGUCAUGGUCUUACCCAGAACCCGACCCGCACGGGCCUUCGAACCCUCUCCAAUCCCACCACUAAACAAACCCCCGCGUCCCAGCAGCACCACAUUGCCUCCCCGCAAACGCCCACCACCACCCGUCAUUGCCAAUCUCCUCAACUGCAAAUACACCAUCGUGCGCGAAUGCUGCGAACGGAAAGGGUUUCGUAUCGCGAAGGAGGAUGAAAAUGAGGGGUGGACGCUGUUUUGGAUUGAUACGGGGGUUAGCGUUGAACGGGUUCUUAACAUGCCCCCGCACACAUUCAUAAAUCACUUCCCCGGCAUGCAAGAAAUCUGCCGCAAAGACUCCCUCGCCCGCAACCUCGCCCGUCUCUCCCGCCUCUUCCCCUCGGACGCCAAAUUCUUCCCGCGCACAUGGGUCCUCCCCCUCGAAUACACCGAUCUCAAAUCCUCGCACGCCACCGCCAAAAAAUCACGCAAAUGCUACAUCGUGAAGCCGGACCACGGAUGCCAGGGCAAAGGGAUCUUCCUGAUAUCCGACCCGGCGGAGUUGGAGGGGGUCGUGAGGGAGCUACGCGGGAUGAGUUCGGUGAUUGUGCAGACGUACCUCCCCCGCCCGUGCCUGAUCGACGGGUUCAAGUUUGAUCUGAGGGUGUAUGUGCUCGUCACCUCCGUCGACCCGCUCCGCAUCUUCCUCUACCACGAUGGCCUCGCGCGUUUCGCUACCUCCCCCUACCACGAGCCCCGGGAGUCGAAUCUAGCUGACGUGUGCAUGCAUUUGACGAAUUACGCGAUUAAUAAGCAUUCGGGGAGGUUUGAUUAUGAUGUUGGGGAGGGGAGGGGGAGUAAGCGGAGUAUUCGGAGUGUGUUGGGGGUGCUGGAGGAACGGGUGGGGAGGGAGAAGGUGGAACGGCUGUGGAGGAGGGUGGGGGAUGUGGUUGUGAAGACAUUGUUGACGGUGCAGCCGCAGUUGGUGAGGAAUGUGAGGGCGGGGUUUCCGAGGGGCGGAGGGAAAUCACCCUCUGCCGGAGACACCACGUUACCUCAGUCACCGCAACAGCAACAACAACCACCCCAACGCACUAUAUCACCCUCACCCUGCUUUGAGAUCCUCGGCUUCGACAUCUUCCUCGACCACAAGCUCAAACCCUGGGUGCUGGAAGUUAACCACUCGCCAAGUUUCACAUGCGACAGCGCGCUGGAUGCGGAGAUCAAGCGGGGGGUUAUUGGCGAUGCGAUCGGGUUGGUUGAUGUGCGGGCUGUCAGGGGGAAGGGUGGCAAAGCGGGCAGGAGAGGGAAGGCUGCGGCGGGUGUGAGGACGGAUGAUGUGGGGGUGAUGAAGCCGCAACCGAGUUCGGCGGCAGACACGAGCAAACCGGGCACACCACUCUACCCAACCCCGCCGUCCUCGACCUCAACGUCCCACACUGACCUCUCACGGCCGCUCACCUCUGACACUACAACAGCACCACCACCGCAUCUCUCACCAGAAGCCCACGCCGCCCUCACCGCCUAUCACGCCCUCUACCCGCCCUCGGAGCUCGCGAAGCUGGAAGCGACGGAAAAUGAAAAGUUGGGCGGGUGGAGACGGAUCUACCCGCCUCCGUCAUCAUCAUCAUCGUCAUCUCCGAAUACCAAACCGGGGCAGGCAGAAGCAGAAGCCGAAGCGAAACUAGCCCACUACCUCCUCCUUCAACACGAAGCAGCCAACAUCUUCACCGAGACCCUCUCCACCAAACGGCGACGUGAAUACAUCGCUACAAAACGGAGAGAGGACGAAGAAAAGAUCUCUAAACUUGAGCGGUGGCGGAAGGGGAGGGUUGCUGCUUCUACUUUGUCGAAGGGGAAUCUGGUGGGCGGGACGGGGACGGGAAGCUUGCCUGCGAUGCCGGUACC
Molecule: messenger RNA, 2154 nt
Organism: Fimicolochytrium jonesii
Lineage: Eukaryota; Fungi; Chytridiomycota; Chytridiomycetes; Spizellomycetales; Powellomycetaceae
Product: tubulin-tyrosine ligase family-domain-containing protein
Exons: 2
Biological process (GO): microtubule cytoskeleton organization; protein polyglutamylation
Cellular component (GO): cilium
Molecular function (GO): tubulin binding; tubulin-glutamic acid ligase activity
Source: RefSeq, a predicted model, not a curated record